UACAGAAUGCCCAUAUGAAAAUGUGUUACUGCUCAUCCUCAUCAUCAUCGUCAUCCCAAUCUCGAUCUCCAUUGUUGCCCCAACAAUGACAAGUCGACAUCCGCAGUCGUCGAUCCCACAACCACCAACGAUUCGCCGCCACCACCGCCUUCUACGGUUCCCGACGACAGCCAACCGGCGGCGGUUGAUCCGAACAACAAAAUUGAAUCCGAAGUUCAUCACUGAUCACACUGAAUAUCGACACGCAGCGCAUGACGGAAGCGACGUGACGUUUCCGAUUCAAUUAAGAGCGGAAGGAGUUGACGUCGGGAAGCAUGUGGUGGCUGCCAUUUCCCGGGAUUAUGGGACGGAACCCACGUUGAGGUUCAAAUCAGUUCUUCAUGUUUGGGCACGACUCCAACCGAAUCUAUUCCCUGCCGGUACUAUUUAGCUCGGAUUAGUUGCAAUCCGUUCUGGAUCGGAUCUUCUAAUAUUGGGAUGAGCACAAUCUCCUCGGAUCACAAAAAAUGUCACGUCCACGUGAUUCGACAAAACAAGCCGAGUUUCUCAGAUGAAAAACGAGUCAAAAUUGAAGACUGAGAAAAUAAAUUAGCAGUCACUAUCAUUUUUCCACAUCUCUUAGGGAACUUUUAUCAUAUUUAACGGAUUUCUUCCUGAAAUGAAGAUAAAUAUUGUGUAAGACUGUUAGUCCAAUCCCAAAAUUGAGC
Messenger RNA from Linum tenue, 707 nucleotides. NCBI's taxonomy places the organism in Eukaryota, Viridiplantae, Streptophyta, Magnoliopsida, Malpighiales, Linaceae. The record is from the annotation of a GenBank genome assembly.